UGACAUUUAAAGAGCACAGAAAAGAAAUGAAAUGAGUCUGCUCUUUUCUUUCAUUCAGUUCAAUACAAUUAAUUUUUUUGAUAUUUUAGGAAGUAUUGAAUAGAGGCACUCCUUUGUUGACACUAUCAUUGACAUAAUCAGGUAUAUUUGCUGGAAAAGACAAGCAGUGAAAAAGAUGAAGGUUGGACUAUUUUUACUCUUCUUCGUUUUUAUAAACUUGUCUCAAAACAUGGAAGGAAAAGCUGUAGGAAAGAACAUAAAACUCGCAGGUUAUCCAGAUUAUAGUUAUUCACUGGUCAAACAAUCUAACACGCAGAAGAUGGGCCCCGAGCAUAAAGUCAAGAAUCGAUACAAGACUUCCUUAACUGGAGAAACUGAACAAAAGUCUCAUGUUUUGAGCUCAGAAUUAGACGAAUAUGUGGGCAAAAGUAACCCUAACGAUCGUCAUAGUUCUAAUUAUGACUUGGAAAGUUAUGAAAAUUUAGAACUCAUGUUAAAUUCUGAAUUUGCACAGCAAGAUCUGCAAAAUUCACAGCAAGAAAAGUAUUAUGAAAGGAAAUUGGAUUCAAAUACCUUGAAAUGGAAGGAAAAUGACCCCUUAGAAAGUGAUCAAGUAUUUCUGCAUCACAAGGAGGGAAAAGAGUCAAAAUAUAGCAAUCAUAAACAACACUUGCCUGGAAACAAAGUAAUUGUUCAUUCAAAAAGCAAAGAGAAAAUCAAAACUUCAAUUCAAACUCCAGAGGUGAAUCCAGAUUUACCCAAAACAAACGUGCAAUCUACAGCGAGAGCAUCGCAACAGUUUGAAUUCGGAUCAAUACCAUUGGAGCUCAUACAUGACGCGAGUGAAAGUUUGAAGGUAAACCAAAUAAAUCUUCCUACAGAGGAUGAAUUUGAUUUGUUGAAUCCUUCAGAGAGUGUCGAUUUAAAGGUAGAAGAUAAGAGAACACUAGUUGGCGGCAAUUUUGCUUCAAGCUUGCACAAUGAUCAGCUUUUCGAUAAAGAUAAUUUCAAUACGCUAAUAAACAAUGAAGACAAAAAAUUGUUUAAGACUGGAAUCAAUGAAAUGUUUGAAGCCAACUUCGAUUCUUUUGUCUUCAAUCCCAGUGCCCAACCUCUAGAGAAAUUCCAGGAAUGUAAAACUCCAAGAAACGAGUCUGGAUUUUGUAGGUAUGUACAGCAUUGUAUGCUUCCAAGUAUUUUAAAUUCAAUUCAGCACUUCAUGGAAAAUAUGUGCAUAAUUCAAGAAAGAUUUAUUGGAGUGUGUUGCCCAGAAUUUCCAGUCCAGAAAAUUCUGGUUAAGUGGGAAGAUCAACUAGAAACCUUCAAUGAUAGAAACAACUCGGUUGAAACUCCUCAAGAUUGUGGAGUAGGAACAAAUACAAGAGUAGUUGGAGGAAACGAUGCCGAUAGAAAGGCGUGGCCUUGGAUGGUGGCUCUCUUAAACAAUAAAAAGAAAUUCUUUUGUGGUGGUUCCUUAAUCAAUAAUCAGUAUGUACUCACAGCUGCUCAUUGCACUUUUGGAAAUUCUAAGGAUCAGAUGGUGGCUCGUUUGGGAGAAUACGACUUUAACAGCCCUCGAGAACCUCAUGAUGAUUACCGUGUUACUGAGAUAAAACGUCAUGGGCAAUAUAACAGGAUGAGCUUGCGAAACGAUAUUGCUUUACUUAAACUGGAAAAACCAGUGGUCUUCAACGAAUUCGUAAAAACUAUCUGUUUCCCUGAAGUUACAAGCGAUUUCAUUGGCAAUGUGACUACUCUAGUUGGUUGGGGCCAUUUAAAUGGAGGUAGUGGAAGUGUUAGUGAUGUACUUCAGGAAGCAAGUUUUCCUGUGAUAUCCAACAGUGAAUGUAGAACAACGCAUGGAAUACCUAUACCAUCUUCUUUAAUAUGUGCAGCUGCUGUAUCACGUGAUAAAGGGGCCUGUAAUGGUGAUUCUGGAGGACCUCUCAUGUUACUCGACAAAAAUGAUCGCUGGAAGGUUAUUGGCGUUGUGUCAUGGGGAAGAAGAGGAUGCAAUCCUAAAUUUCCUACUGUUUAUACAAGAGUAACCCACUUUAUGGACUGGAUAAGGAAACACUCAACGUAAAAUGUUUUUACGUUUCAUAA
Molecule: messenger RNA, 2106 nt
Organism: Argiope bruennichi
Lineage: Eukaryota; Metazoa; Arthropoda; Arachnida; Araneae; Araneidae
Product: proclotting enzyme-like
Exons: 8
Coding region: 176-2086 (636 amino acids)
Biological process (GO): proteolysis
Molecular function (GO): serine-type endopeptidase activity
Source: RefSeq, a predicted model, not a curated record